AUGAGUAGCACUGUUAAUCUGAUGAAGGGAUAUAUGCAUGGAACUACAUUAGGGCCAGGAUUGUAUGGAGGGAGUGGUGUGAAGAGGAUCACGGUUUCUGAGAUGAUGGGACAUGAGCGAGAGAAAGAUGGGGAGGAGAGAGAAAAAGAUGAAGAGAGGAGAGAGAAAGGAGAGCCGAGAAACAUGGGAAGAAGAGAAACGACCUGGCAAGACAGGAUGGGUGAGUUGAGCUUUGGAGCUAGAGUUAAGAAGGAUAGAAAGGGAGAGGGAGGGCAGAAAUCGGAACAAGAUCCAGAAGGUACGAGAAUAAUUCACGAAGGUGAUAAUCCGGGUCCAAUGACGAUAACGAUCGCGGAAGCGAGUAGCGAGGUCUCGGAUGGAUCUGAAAAUGGCAAAUUUCAAAGUGGCGAUCAGAAGGAUGGGAGGAUCAUAAAAGAAAAUAGGGGCAAUGAAGCAAGGGAAGAUGUGGAGAGUGUAGACUAG
Molecule: messenger RNA, 483 nt
Organism: Botrytis porri
Lineage: Eukaryota; Fungi; Ascomycota; Leotiomycetes; Helotiales; Sclerotiniaceae
Exons: 1
Coding region: 1-483 (160 amino acids)
Source: RefSeq, a predicted model, not a curated record